CUUCGCCCACAAGGGAUCCCUCGCCCACGUUCAAACCGUUUCGGCACUUGGCACGUUUCUUCUGACUCGUGGUGAGGAACUCGCCCCUCGCCUACAAGCUCCGGCAGUCGUUAUAUACUCCAGUAUCUGACUUCUCCAUAUCUACUGUGACCUUGCAUAUUCUUUUGCUUCAUCCUCGAAUACUUCUCAAGCGAGCCGAUCGUUUUUGUCCCAUUUUUGUCCCAUUUUUGUCAUUCUUCAGCAACGGCGCUCUAUUCAGGCGCGUCCUAGUUGGAUUGUUCCUCACUCUCCACCAUGACUGACUCGCCUUCAUUAGAGAAGGGCGCUGUUAUCACCGACGGACCCUAUUCUCCCACCUCCUCCACGCUUGAGGGUUCUUUCGAUGCUGCCGCUGAACGACGACUUAUUCGAAAGCUCGACCUCCGCAUUCUCCCAGUACUAUGGGUUCUUUAUCUCGUAAACUUCAUUGACCGAGCCAAUAUUGGGAAUGCAAAGAUUCAAGGGAUGGAGAAGGAGCUCCACCUCAUCGGUCAACGAUUCAACAUCUCCGUCUGGGUCUUCAAUCUUGGGUACUUGGUCGCUGGUGUACCGCUCAUGGUUGUGUUCAGGAAGUACGGUCCCAAAUCGCUCUGCAUCAUGAUGUUCUUCUGGGGUAUCACUGUCAUCGGUUGUGGUCUCGUAAAACGCUGGGAGCAGCUCGUAAUUUGCCGUCUCCUCGAGGGCAUGUGUGAAGCCGCUUAUAUCAGUGGUGCAGCAUAUCUGAUCGGAGCAUACUACAAAAAGACCGAGUACCUUACUCGCUUCGUUUUCUUUUGUACUGCUGGUAUCAUUGCCGGCGCGAUCAAUGGAUUUAUCUCAAGCUUGAUUGCGAAGAUGGAUGGAACAGCUGGAUAUGGGGCCUGGAGAUGGAUCUUCAUCAUCGAGGGAAUUAUUACUAUCUGUGUCAGCAUUAUUUCAGUGCCGCUCAUCAUGCCUUGGCCCGAAAACUGCACCUUCCUGGCACCAGAAGAAAAAGCCUUCAUGCUCGCCCGCGUCAAGGCUGAAGGAGGGCACAUCGCUGAGGAUGAGAUUACUUUGAAGGAGGCGCUCAAUGUGCUCAAGGACUGGAAGAUCUGGGCUGGUGUCGCUAUGAAUAUGGGUGUAACCGAAAACGCUAACUCUCUCGCAAACUUCCAACCCACGAUUCUUAAAGGCUUAGGAUACACUUCUACUGAGGCCCAAGUGCACACCAUCCCUGUCUACCUCACUGGCGCGGCUUUCUCUGUCAUUUUCGCAUACAUGUCAGAAUACCUGCAGCGCCGGUAUGCAUUCUACAUUCUCGGCUGGGCUGUCCUUGCCGCCGGCCUUGUCGUCGAGAUUGUUUAUCCGCCGAAGGCAUCAGUCAGAUACAUGGGCAUGUUCUUCAUCGCUUGUGGAUGCUAUCUCGCCAUGCCUAUCUCGAUCAUCUGGGUCUCCAUCAAUGCCGGGAAGGGAUACAAGCGCGCCAUUGCCAUUGGUGCCAUCAUUAACUUUGGAACUGCCGGUGCUUUUGUGAGCUCCAAUGUCUUUCUCUUCAAGGAGGCGCCCAAGUUCCAUACUGGAUUUAGCACUGGCUUGGGUCUCGCCUGCAUGGGAGCUACCGCCGCUACCAUUACGUAUCUCGGAUGCAUGUACGAAAACAAGAAGAGGGACCAAAGGAGAGCGCAAUUGCCCGCAGUGCUAGAUGAGACUAUCGCGGAUCUAGGCGAUGCUCACCCAGACUUUAGGUUUGCCUUGUAGAGGCAAUGUUUGGGCGGCCACCGUGCGAUUAUUUUAGAGGGCUGGAGCGAAUAGCCUCGGGGAUGGAGACGAAUACAACUGUCGCUUCAGGAUAUUAAUAUUACAUCGAAUGUUCCUCAGUGGAGCAAAUGUGCGUUUACUCUUCACCUGUGUUUCAAGACUGGCGUGGCUUCUUUCUGUAUCCUAUCCUAGACUCGCUUGCAAUCCUUAAUUGCCCG
Lindgomyces ingoldianus is the source of this 1976-nucleotide messenger RNA. Its product is annotated as MFS general substrate transporter. Gene Ontology annotation, molecular function: transmembrane transporter activity. Gene Ontology annotation, cellular component: membrane. NCBI's taxonomy places the organism in Eukaryota, Fungi, Ascomycota, Dothideomycetes, Pleosporales, Lindgomycetaceae. Gene Ontology annotation, biological process: transmembrane transport. The transcript is spliced from 4 exons. The coding region runs from base 295 to 1758 and encodes 487 amino acids. The record is from RefSeq and is a predicted model, not a curated record.